AUUAGAGCUCAAGCGUUUCAAAGAAGAUUAUUCAAAACCUUGGCCGAUGAAAGUGACUGUCAAUACGCAAUACGGGGAACUACUUCUUCACUCUGAAGCCCCAUGGUUAAGUAGGGGACGAGUGCUGAAACGUUUUAAAGAUAUCAUAUCUGCCAUAGUUCAAUUUUUCAAACAACGUGAUGAACCGAUUUCGGAACUGGGAAGUGCAAGGCUGACAGAACAGCAUUUUCCGGAAUUGGUUCCAAGAAAAGAGGGAAAAAAAACUGCCACUAGGAGAUGCAGAGUCUGCUCCCAGACGAAAGCAGGAACAAAGAAAAGGAAAGAGAGCAGCUACAUGUGUAGAGAAUGCGACAUUGUCUUGCAUAGAAGCAAGGCAAACCAGAACGCUUGUGUACAUUUUAUUUUUUCUAAAGCAGUCUACAAGCUAUCAGACUUAGGAUCGCUCGAGGCCAUCUAG
Molecule: messenger RNA, 457 nt
Organism: Acanthoscelides obtectus
Lineage: Eukaryota; Metazoa; Arthropoda; Insecta; Coleoptera; Chrysomelidae
Source: the annotation of a GenBank genome assembly